AUGACAACCUACCAAAAAUCAUUACCUACUGAAAAAGCGGUCUCCAUCGUCACCUUUCCGCCGCCAACACAUGAGAAGGAGUCAACUAAGAAUAAAACUUCUUCACUAGCCGUGGAAGAGAAUGAUAAUGCUGCUCUGGAAACGGGGAAAGCAAGUGGCGAUAAUCAUAGCAGAGAUGCAGGCCAUGUCUCGCUAUGUGUCCGCAUAAGUGUUUAUUCGGUUCUUAUUUUUAAUGCUAUACUAAUGGCAGCCAUAAUAAUAAUAUUGGGUAUACUGGUAAAAGUCAUGAAAAUGCGUGCGGCUCUUAUUUCUUGGUUUAUAAUAGAGUCUGCGUUUCGUCUAUCGGCCAUAUUUAUUACAGCCAGAAAAUCUUCCGCAAGUUAUGCAAUAACCCAUUCGCUGGGAAUAUUCCUAGGAAAAGAAUAUUACAUCACCUUGGUCAAUUCACUAUGGCCUUAUUCCGACCCAUUUGAUGCGAUUGUGAAUCGACCGGGCAUUAGGAUCGAUCUCGUAUGGAUAAAGCAAGGCUUCUGUUAUAUACUUUAUAGUCUCUUAGCUGGCAUCACGCUUUGGGUAGUGACCUGGAGAGAGUCCUCUCAUUCAAAGGAUUACAAGAUGUGGUUAGCUACAGCUGGUCUCGUUGCAUCUCUGAUUAAUAUUGUCAAUUAUUUUAUUGGCAUCGCCUUUGCAACAAGCAAGAGAGUGGUCGGCGGGCGGUCUUAA
Molecule: messenger RNA, 723 nt
Organism: Paraglomus brasilianum
Lineage: Eukaryota; Fungi; Glomeromycota; Glomeromycetes; Paraglomerales; Paraglomeraceae
Source: the annotation of a GenBank genome assembly